Pieris rapae (cabbage white) is the source of this 3070-nucleotide messenger RNA. RefSeq lists its product as uncharacterized. NCBI's taxonomy places the organism in Eukaryota, Metazoa, Arthropoda, Insecta, Lepidoptera, Pieridae. Gene Ontology annotation, molecular function: calcium ion binding. The coding region runs from base 212 to 1318 and encodes 368 amino acids. The record is from RefSeq and is a predicted model, not a curated record. The transcript is spliced from 8 exons.
AAUUUUUAAAUUAUGACUAAUUUUACAAAAAUAUCAAAAUGCCAUUUGCCGGGAUAAUGAUUUUAUUUAAAUUAUAAUAAUAGCUAAUAAUAUAAAUUCGCGACAGUAUAAUGUGUUUUUUGGCAUUCUGGUAUAAGUUUCGACGACGGUUAUGCAGCAAUUCACAUUGUUACAAAGUUAGAAACUAGUUGAGGUUAGUGAAACACGCAAGAUGUUGACCUGCCUUAUAAACAGCAGUGGUUGCGAUGAACGCUUCAUUUCGAUCCAACCGACGAUGUCGGAGGUUGCUAACGGUUCUCCAAUAGAACUAGACCAACUUCACGAGAUGGACGCAUGUUACGAAACAUUCGACAAAGAUGGGGAUGGGAAGUUGAAUCUUGAUGAGUUCCGCCUGAUAUGUAAGGCUCUCUUCCGUAAUGACAAAGGCCACAUCUAUCCCUUGAGUGAAGAGAGAGCCAGGCAUAUUUUCCAAGUAUUUGAUAAGAAUGGAGAUGGAUACAUUGAUAAGGAGGAGUUCACAUUCUGCUGGAACCAUUGGAUUAAAGUAAUAGUACGACCAGUGAGUGCAUUCCUCAUUGUAGAUGUCCAGAAUGACUUCAUCUCUGGGACUCUCAACAUCAGCAAAUGCAAUGCCCAGCAAGACGGAAGCGAGGUGGUAGAACCGAUAAAUGCGUUACUAGAGGCUGUGCCUUUCGACUGUGUUUUUUAUUCCCUUGACUGGCAUCCACCGGAUCACGUCUCCUUUAUUGACAAUGUACAUAUGCGGGAGUUGGAUCCUUCGAGUCCUGUUUCAGCUGAUAAGGCACAGGCCUACGAUACAGUCGUGUUUGCCGGCCCUCCUCCAAUGAGACAGCGUCUAUGGCCACGGCACUGUGUACAGGACUCAUGGGGCGCAGAACUUCAUAAGGAUCUCAAGGUAGUAGACAGCGCGAUAAAAGUGUACAAGGGUACAAAUCCGGAUGUGGACUCGUAUUCAGUGUUUUGGGAUAACAAAAAGCUCACCGAAACAAGUCUUAGCACUCAGCUGCGCAUGCGCGCCGUCACUGAUAUUUACAUCUGUGGCAUCGCGUACGAUGUUUGUGUCGGCGCAACAAUAGCAGACGCACUCGCUAUAGGCUACCGUUCAGUGUUGAUAGAAGACGCCUGCCGCGGCGUGGAUUUGGCUGACAUGCAACGUACUAAGAGUACCAUAAUUAAUAAUAAUGGACUUAUAAUUAACUCGGAAGAUGUCCUAGCAAUGGUGGAAGGCCGUGAUCGAAGGCCUGAAUUGGGAUAUAAACUUGCCAUGGAACUGAAGAAUGCUAUGGAAGAAGAAUAAUGCACUUUAUCUUAAAUAUUUUACGUUUAUAGUCACCAGUUUUGCUUCUAUUAGUCAAUUAGGUAUGGUGCAAUACACAUCACUAAUGCCUUUUUUUAUUUUAUUUAAUAUUAGUCUAGGUUCUGAUGAAAUAUUGACUAGCUUUUGCGGCUUUAGUUGUAAGUUGAUGCUUUAUUUAUAUUUAUAUGUAAGAUACACUUACCACUUUAGGUUUAAACAAACAAAAAUAAGUUUGCGAACAUAAAAUGUAACAAACCAAUUUGUCUCAUCUCGAAACCGCGUCACGUGAAUAAUAAUUAAAAAAUAAGUUUAAAUCAAUAUUAAGACACCAAAAUAUUUUUUCUGAAAAACAGUUAGAAAUCAUUGAGUUAAUGAUUUUAGUGCAAAAAAACUAUAGAGAACCGUUGACAAUUAUUGAUACCGUCUGACAAGUUGUAAACAAAGAAACUGGACAGACUGUCUCAACGAUCCACUAAAUAGUAUUGGUUAUUCAGACUUUUUGUCUAUGAGCAUUUGGUGCCUUGGCUGGCGAUAUGGUUUUGGUAGGCACUAGAACUAUACCGGUGUCAUUUAGGUUACUUUUUUUCUCAUUAGUAUAAAUAAAAAUGUCUCAUUGGAUACUAAAAAGAGAUAAUUUCAUGAAAUAGGGGAAAUUCUAUUUAUAUUUUGCUUGUAAUAUAUAUACCAGUAAAUAUGAAAUUCUAAAAGGCCCUCUCUUGUAAGCAAUUGUUACAGUGAUAUUCUUAAAUUAAAUAACAAUAAGUUAAAAGUUCAUUUCUUAUACCUAUUUUUUAUCAGUGCCUCAAAAGUAUUAGACAUUCUAAAGGAGGCUAGUUUUUAAUCCCAUUACAAAAUGGCACUUAAAGGAUGCAACUCAACUUCAAUUCUUUCAUGUUACAAGUAUUUUUAUACAUUUGGGUAGUGAGAAUGUACAACAAAGGACAGAGAAACGGGUCUUAUUUCUUCAUAAAAUGUUUCUAAUUAUUUUCAUUUUAGAAGUACCGUAAGUUAUCAUAAAGAGGGAUUGAACACUAUUAAAACCAUGACAAUGAUAAUUUAAGUGUUAAUCAGUGUAAUCAAAUAAUUGGUUAUAGAAUUAAUGUUUAAUAACUGCUUAAUUUUGUCUGAUUAUCAAACGAUUAAUAGACACACAAUCAACAUUUUGACAUUGACAAUCAAAAUAUAUAUGUAGUAGUCACAAGUAGUGCUUUACUAGAAUAAUUAGUUAAAAUGCGUGUUAUUUAUUUUUAAAAAAGGGUUUUUUUUUCUUAUUUGUCAAUGAUAUUAUUUUUUUGUUUUAUUAGGUGUAAGUAAUUUAUUCAACUUAACAUUAUUUAAUCCUUUACCAUAGUACAAAAUGUUUAGUAUUGUAAUGCAGUUAGUGUCUUGUAUGUGGGCUUAGUGUAGAAAAGUAGUAGAAUAUUGACCUUCAUUCCAAGUAUAGAAAUCUUAUUUUUCAUAGUCUAGUAAAAUAUACUACUUAAUAUCUACAUGUAGUGCUAAUCUACUUAAUGCUGUACUUAUACUACACUUCUACUUAUGUCUUUUAUUUUAAAAUUAAUUGUUUCUCAAUGAGUAUCUCAGUCUGGAAGUGAAAAACUGAUUGGCUUUAAUAUGUUAGAAAUUAGUCAUUCCUUUUAGCUGUAAUGUAACAGUUAGUGAGAACAGAUUCCUAUGUACACCUAUAAAAUAUUUUAUUUUUGUGUAGUUUAAACUUGUUAGAUAAUACAUAAUAAUAUAUAAAACAUACUG